Molecule: messenger RNA, 1626 nt
Organism: Microthlaspi erraticum
Lineage: Eukaryota; Viridiplantae; Streptophyta; Magnoliopsida; Brassicales; Brassicaceae
Source: the annotation of a GenBank genome assembly
AUGAAACAGACCAAUCUCCUGCUAUGUAAAAUAGUCAUAGGAACCUUACUAUUUUGGUUGGCCUCUGUGUUUGUUAACGCAGAAGAUCCAUAUUUGUUCUACACUUGGAAUGUUACUUAUGGAACAAGAUCUCCUUUAGGUGUUCCUCAACAGGUUAUUCUUAUCAAUGGACAGUUCCCUGGUCCAGCGAUUGAAGCUGUCACAAACAACAACAUUGUUGUCAAUCUCAUAAACAAUCUCGACGAACCAUUCCUCAUCACCUGGAACGGUGUGAAGCAGAGGAGGACAUCGUGGCAAGAUGGAGUAUUAGGAACAAACUGUCCGAUCCAACCGAACUCAAACUGGACUUACCAGUUUCAACUUAAAGAUCAAAUCGGUACUUUCACUUACUUUGCUUCCACGUCGAUGCACCGAGCCAGUGGUGCUUUUGGUGCUUUCAACAUUAACCAGAGAGCCGUCAUUACCACUCCUUACACUCAACCCGAUGGCGAUUUCACCCUCCUCGUCUCUGACUGGUUCAAUAUGAGCCACAAGGAUCUGCAAAAACGGCUUGACGCAGGCUAUGCUCUUCCUCUUCCUGAUGCUCUCCUCAUCAAUGGUGUUUCUAGCGGUUUAAUAUUCACCGGUCAACAAGGCAAAACAUAUAAGUUUCGUGUAUCGAAUGUGGGGAUAGAGACCUCGAUAAAUUUUAGGAUUCAAAAUCACACAAUGACACUCAUUGAAGUAGAAGGCGCUCACACUCUUCAGGAGAGCUACGAGUCGCUUGACGUCCACGUUGGUCAGUCCGUGACCGUCCUUGUCACUUUAAAAGCUUCCGUGAGGGACUACUACAUCGUGGCCUCGACCCGGUUUACUAAACCGAUACUAAACACAACCGCGAGUCUCCGUUACGUAGGCUCCAAAAACGCAGCUUCUGGUCCCCUCCCCAUUGGUCCUACUUACCAUAUUCAUUGGUCCAUGAAACAAGCAAGAACCAUCAGGAUGAAUUUGACGGCAAAUGCUGCAAGGCCAAACCCACAAGGAUCAUUUCAUUACGGUACCAUACCGAUAAACCGAACUAUAAUUUUGGCCAAUGCGGCUACGAUGAUCUACGGGAAGCUUCGGUACACAGUAAACCGGAUAUCGCACAUAAACCCAACAACACCAUUGAAACUCGCUGAUUGGUACAACAUUUCGGGCGUGUUCGAUUUCACUACGAUCAUUAGCACUCCUACAAUCGGACCGGCUCAUUUUGGUACGUCGGUUAUCAACGUUGAGCUUCAUGAGUUCGUCGAAAUCAUUUUCCAAAACGACGAGAGAUCAAUUCAAUCUUGGCACAUGGAUGGUACUAGCGCCUAUCUUGUCGGAUACGGGUCAGGGACAUGGAAUGCGACUAUGAGGGAACGUUACAACUUGGUUGAUGCUGUUCCAAGACACACUUUUCAGGUGUAUCCGUUAUCGUGGACAAGCAUAUUGGUGUCGUUGGAUAACAAAGGGAUGUGGAAUCUAAGGUCACAGAUAUGGUCAAGGAGGUAUUUAGGACAAGAGCUCUAUGUUCGUGUUUGGAACGACGAGAAGUCUCUCUACACUGAAGCUGAACCGCCUCUUAACGCUCUUUAUUGCGGUCUAGCCAAACGCCCCCGUUAG